CUUUUUUUUAGAAAAAAUAAAGUACUACCGUAGUUUCUAAUUUCAGUUUCAGGUUUCACUUGCGAAAACCAUACACUGAAAAACCCUCAAUUAGGGCUCAACUUCAUUGCUCUCUCUUUCUCUCUCUAGCCAAGACUCUAAAUGACAAAUAGGUGAAUUGAAAUUCAAUCAAUUUACAAUUUGGAGAGUUGGAAAUGAGUUUGCUUGUGAGAGCCAGUCACCAUUUAUGCAAUCGAUCUUUGGGUAAACAUAUAUACUCUCCUGUAACCCGACACUUUGCUCAAGCUGCAAAGGCCGAGAAUGACGAUGACGAAGAAGAGAUGAUAGACCAAAGAAGGCUUCCAACUGAUUACGACCCUUCGAAUUUUGACCCCACAGAGCACCGGAGUCCUCCAUCCGCUAGGGUCUGGAGGCUCGUUGAUGAAAUGGCUGGACUCACCCUCGCUGAAGCUGCAGAGCUCUCUCUCAUCAUGAGGAGGAGGUUGUCGAUGAAGGAGGAUGUAGUCGUUGGGGUCAUGAAACCGGGCGCUGGUGGGGUUGCUGGAGGGGCACCUAAGUCAGCAGCAGCUGCGAAGGAAGACAAGAAGCCUGAAAAGACAGCCUUUGAGCUGAAGAUUGAGUCUUUUGAUGCAGCUUCGAAGCUGAAGGUGAUCAAGGAGAUACGGAGCUUUACAGACUUGGGGCUGAAGGAGGCGAAGGAGUUGGUCGAGAAGGCACCGGCUGUGCUUAAGAAGGGAGUCUCGAAGCAAGAAGCAGAGCAAAUUAUUGAGAAGAUGAAAGCAGUUGGGGCAAAAGUUGUCAUGGAAUGAUCUUUUUGCUGUGGUGGUCUUGUUUUGCUCUUGAGACACUUUCUCCAAAUCCAGUUAUUGGGAUAUUGAGAAAAACAAUGCAUUUCCAUUGUUUGAUUUUGAUUUGGUAAUAACAAUGGCGGUUUCAUGCCCAAAUAGAUGUUCUUGCAUUGGAAUGUUGUUUUAGUUGUGAUUUCGGAAUGAAACUAGAGAGAUCCUUAUAUACUCUUUGUAUUCUUAGGAUUUCUUUGAUAAUUUGAAUUGAAACUAGAUGUAAUAUCGAGAAGCUUGGUUAAAUUA
Messenger RNA from Salvia splendens (bonfire salvia), 1088 nucleotides. Its product is annotated as 50S ribosomal protein L7/L12-like. The transcript has 2 exons. Gene Ontology annotation, biological process: translation. Gene Ontology annotation, cellular component: mitochondrion; ribosome. Bases 195 to 809 code for a protein of 204 amino acids. Gene Ontology annotation, molecular function: structural constituent of ribosome; mRNA binding. The record is from RefSeq and is a predicted model, not a curated record. Lineage: Eukaryota; Viridiplantae; Streptophyta; Magnoliopsida; Lamiales; Lamiaceae.